Molecule: messenger RNA, 1932 nt
Organism: Insectozyma verbasci
Lineage: Eukaryota; Fungi; Ascomycota; Pichiomycetes; Serinales; Debaryomycetaceae
Source: the annotation of a GenBank genome assembly
AUGUCAUUCAAUUUUGGUAUAAGUAAUAUAUCAAGAGGCAAUAAUUCAUAUAAAGAUAAACCAACAUCAUCAUCAUUACCUUUAUACUAUAAUUCUAAAAAUUCAAAUCCAUUUGCACCAAAACAUAAUCGAAAUAAGAAAAUUUUAAUGUUAUUUAAAGGGUUCUUAUAUUCAAUAUUAUUAUAUAUAGUGUACAUUUUUAUAUCUAAUGCAAUAGAUGGAGGUGUUAGUAAUAAAACCAAUUGGCAAAGAGCUCAACUUGAAGUUAAACAAGCAAUGGCAGAAAGUUGGCAUGACUAUGAAAAAUAUGCUUGGGGAAAAGAUGUUUAUCAUCCGAUUUCUAAAGUAGGUGAAAAUAUGGGUCCAAAACCUUUGGGGUGGAUGAUUGUUGAUUCAAUCGAUACAUUAAUGAUUAUGAAUUUAGACGAAGAAGUAUCUAGAGCAAAAGAUUGGAUUAAAAAUGAUUUAGAUUACAAUUUUAAUUAUGAAGUUAAUACAUUUGAAACUACCAUACGUAUGUUGGGUGGUUUAUUAUCGGCUUAUCAUUUAAGUAAAGAUGAUUUAUAUCUCGAUAAAGCUGUUUCAUUAGCCAAUAGUUUACAUGGUGCAUUUGAUUCAAAGACUGGUAUACCAUAUUCAAGUGUAAAUCUAGCAACUGGUAAAGGUAUUCCUAAUCAUGUUGAUAACGGUGCUUCAUCAACAGCUGAAGUAGCUACAUUGCAAUUGGAAUUUAAAUAUUUAAGUAAAUUGACUGGUGAAUUAGAUUGGUGGAGAUUAAGUGAAAAGAUUAUGGAAGUUUUAGACUCAAAUAAACCCCAAGAUGGAUUAGUACCAAUCUAUGUUAAUCCCGAUACUGGUAUAUAUCAAGGUAAUUUAAUUAGAUUAGGUUCUAGAGGUGAUUCUUACUAUGAAUAUUUGUUGAAACAAUAUUUACAAACCAAUGAACAAGAAUCAAUAUAUUGGCAAAUGUAUAAAGAAUCCGUAAAUGGUGUAAAGAAACAUUUACUUGGUAAAUCGGAGCCAAAUAAAUUAACUUUUGUUGGAGAAUUAAAUCAAGGUAUUAAAGGUGAACUUUCAAAUAAAAUGGAUCAUUUGGUUUGUUUCUAUGGUGGUUUAUUAGCAUUAGGUGCAACAAAAGGUUUACCCUUGAAAGAAGCAAGAAAUUCGCCAAAUUGGAAUAAAAAUAACGAAGAUGAUUUCGAACUAGGUGAGAGUUUAACUUAUACCUGUUAUAAAAUGUAUAACGAAGUAGAAAAGACAGGACUUAGUCCUGAAAUCGUACAUUUCAACACCGAAACUGGAGAAUCAAACAAAGAUUUUAUAAUAAAGCCUUUAGAUCGCCAUAAUUUACAAAGACCAGAAACAGUUGAAUCUUUAUUUUACUUGUAUAGACUAACAGGAGAAGAAAAAUAUAGAAAAUGGGGUUAUGAAAUUUUCAAAAAUUUUAUUAAGUAUACUAAAGUUGUUAAUAAAGAUGGAGAUGUAAGUUAUUCAAGUUUAAAAGAUGUUACAAGUUUGAAUCAAGAUGGAACACCUAAAUUUAAGGACAGUGUUGAGUCAUUCUGGUGGGCUGAAACUUUGAAAUACUUGUAUUUAUUAUUUGAUGAUUCAGAUAAAAUAAGUUUACGUGAAUAUGUAUUCAAUACCGAAGCACAUCCGCUUCCAAUAUUUGAAAUGGGUGAUUAUUUUAAAACUGGAUGGAAGAGACAACCCACUUUACCUAGUAAUGAAGAGCCAAAAAUGAGACAAAAGGAUGAAAAAAUUGAUCGAAAUAAAAACAUUCCGAAUGCCCAACCUGUUGAUAAAUCAAUUGAAGAAGAAGCUAAAGAUAUAUUAAAAAAUUUACCAAAGAAUCUGAAAAACGAUGAAGAUAUAAAAUUGGAGCAAAAGGAAAAAUUAAAUAAAAUAUUGAAGGAUAUUGAAAACGAAUAA